This is a messenger RNA of Fonsecaea pedrosoi CBS 271.37, 1545 nucleotides long. RefSeq lists its product as uncharacterized. Gene Ontology annotation, molecular function: transcription cis-regulatory region binding; DNA-binding transcription factor activity, RNA polymerase II-specific; zinc ion binding. Lineage: Eukaryota; Fungi; Ascomycota; Eurotiomycetes; Chaetothyriales; Herpotrichiellaceae. The record is from RefSeq and is a predicted model, not a curated record. The transcript has 2 exons. Gene Ontology annotation, cellular component: nucleus. The coding region runs from base 1 to 1545 and encodes 514 amino acids. Gene Ontology annotation, biological process: positive regulation of transcription by RNA polymerase II.
AUGAAUACCCUUCCCAGCGAUGAGGUGAGGGCUGCAAGUCAGGCUUCAAGUUCGAGCCCGCCCACCACCGGGCCACAAGAUUGUCCAACCUGUGUCAGAAGACGAAUUCGCUGCGACAGAUCACUCCCCAAAUGCAUCAAGUGCUCGAAGAAAGGAUUAGUCUGCCCUGGUUACGGCCCUCGAUUGAGAUGGGCCAAUGGUAUAGCCGUUCGUGGACACCUCAAAGGGCGAACCACGCCACACGUUGACAAACCGCCUCCUAAACCCAGCAGCGCGGCACCCAAGGACUCGACCUCUCCCAAGUCCACCAAAUCCCCCGAACAAAACAUCAGUGUUCGCCCUGCCCUGAUCGUGGAGCCUCUAGCAACCACUUUUCCCGGCUUUCCAGACCCGGCCACCAGAUCGCGACUACUGGAGCAUUAUGACAAACAGAUUGCAGGCUUGAUGGUGUGGAUAGACUCGGAAAGGAACGAAUACCGCCGGAUGGUCCUCCCCUUGGCUGACCAGCAACCCGUGCUCCUCCUUGCCAUCCUAGCCAUCUCUGCCCAGCAUCUGGCUGUUACCACGGGCAAGGAAUUGAGCUUUCCCGCUCGUGCCCGUGAUGCCGCAGUCACCUUGAUAUCAAAACAGAUUCAGCAGGUGACCGGCCAGUUGGCCGCAGGCUUUGACCUGGGCAGCCAGAUAGACCCAGAUACUGCAGUGUGGAUGCUGGCCUCAAUGCUCACUCUGGCUAACUAUGAAAUGACAGAGACCGAGACCGGUGCGGCCGCAGCUGACUCGCACCGUCAAGCUGCGCGGACGUUGGUGAACGCGCUCGCAACAACGAACCGGGAGAACAACGCUCUGUUUCACUUUCUCCGGAACCAGCUUUCCAUCUACGAUAUCUUGGCCUGCACCACCAUUUUCGGACCCUCGAGCACUGUAGAAGUCAUCCUUCCAGCGCCUGAUCAUUCCAAUUUGAUCUUUUCCGAAUUCCUGUCCCUCCUACACAAGGUGACAGUAUGGUCACGAGAACGACAUGAGAAGGAGUCUGCUGGAAACUUCAACCCUGCUGACCUCCCAAUAACCUCUACCGAUGCACGAGCGGGGUUUGAGCAGGCCCGAGGGUCGACUUUGAUGGCUGCCGGUCUCCUCGAACUGCCGCGAGACGCCAGACGUCGGGACUUUGUGCGCAUCGUCGACAUAUACCACCAUGCUGCCCUUCUUUACACUUACAGAGUUCUUUUCCUUUGCCAGGUGGAACCGCUCGAGGUCAGCGCCUCCACAAUGGUUUUGUUUGAAAGGUUGCAUCAGCUUGAAGACACACCGUCAUGCCUGCAAAAUCUCCCGUGGCCUGUGUUCAUUGCCGGCACCGAAUGCUGCGAUGAUCUGGAGCGCCAGGCAUUUGUAGCAAAAAUGUACACAGACAUCGCUCAAGAUAUGGGCUUCAAGUACUAUCUGGGCAUCCUCCGCUUUUUGCAAGAUCUGUGGUCCAACAAGGAAACCACUUGGACCGAGUUGGCGCGCCAUUACGAAGCAAGUGGAAAGAAAAUUGUUGCUGUUUGA